This is a messenger RNA of Orbicella faveolata, 2478 nucleotides long. Its product is annotated as ADP-ribosylhydrolase ARH3-like. NCBI's taxonomy places the organism in Eukaryota, Metazoa, Cnidaria, Anthozoa, Scleractinia, Merulinidae. The record is from RefSeq and is a predicted model, not a curated record. Gene Ontology annotation, cellular component: nucleus; mitochondrion.
UGGAAAAGGUCCCUGCAACAAAAUGAAUAGAAUGUUAAACAAAUAUCGCGGUACACUAGUUGGUGCCUUGGUCGGCGAUUGCCUUGGAUCUCACUACGAAGGCACUCCUUUCAUUCUUCCCUGGGGCGAAGUCACCGAUUACACGUUAACCAAAAUCAAAGACAACAAAGAGCCCAUCAAUUACACAGACGACUCGGCGAUGACUCGAGCAAUCUGCAAGUCUUUAACGGAGCAGACGAAAUACGACAAUCGAAGCAUGGCCCAGGAGUUUGUGGAGGAGUUCUUUCGGGAACCUGGCCGCGGUUACGGCGCAGCUGUCGGGACGGUGUUCGAGCGGUUGCGGGAUGAGAAUCCCGACGACGUGACACUUCCAGCCCGGAGUCAGUUUGAUGGGCAAGGUUCCUAUGGUAACGGUGCAGCUAUGAGAAUCUCACCUGUGGCACUUUUCAGUCAAACUUCUGCAGAAGUGCAAAAGAAUGCCAGAGAGAAUGCUUUGAUAACACAUGCUCACAUCAAUGGUGUUAAUGGUGCUAUCUUACAAGCAUUGGCAGUAUUUAAAGCACUGUCUCUGGAACCUCCAAACGUGAACACAAACAAAUUUAUUGAUGAGAUUUUGGAGGUGGCAGAAGAACUUGAGAAAGAGAAAGAAGCACCCAUUGAGAAAAAAGAAAACAGUGGUCACAGCACAACCCAUUCACAUUCUGUAUAUGUUGGGAAGUUCAAAGAGAUGAAGGAGCUACUUUGUAAAGGUGACAACUUGGAAACUAAGACUGUUGUAGAAACAUUUGGCAAUGGAAUAAGAGCUGAGGAAGCAGUGCCUGCUGCCAUCUUUUCAUUCCUUCACAAAGGCAGAGUGUCAUUUGACAUGUCCAUAAACUAUGCCAUCUCCUUAGGGGGGGACACAGACACAAUCGCUAGCAUGGCAGGUGCGAUAAGUGGAGCUUACUGGGGAUUGGACAAGAUUCCUGACUUGUGGAAGAACAAAUGCGAAGGCGUGGAAGAAGCUAUAGAGUUUGCAAACAAAAUCUUUGAACUCCAUGAACAAAGAAGGGAAACUGGCAACAAUAAAAGGGCGAAGUUAGACGAAGAUUAAGGCAGCUGUUGGCCCUCAAAUUACAGAACUUGAAUGAUCGUCCUCCAUGUUCUCUAUGUAUCAUCAAUGCAUUGUCAAGAAGAGUGAUGUUAGGAAUAUAGUUACUUACUUUACGUUGCCUUAUUCCCCACAGUACUUUAGGAUGUCGUCUUUAAGAGUACAACGAAGUUCUCCUAACGUUAAAAGAAGUGUAUGGCAAUCGGUAUGGAGAACUGAUAUUUAACCCAUUGGACUGAGAUUGUAGGGUUAAUGCACUACAUGUUACCGUAUGUAACGUCUACAUGAAAUUCAGUCAUAGAUCCAGACUAGUGGUACCAGUUAACAGGCAAAACAUGCGUUAUGCCCAGUGCACCUCAGUGUAUUACGAAAAGACAAUUAAUUUGUAAAUGAUCUUACAGAAAGGUUUUGAAAGCGACUGCCGUGCUUCAGCCCAGAUUUGGAAAUAUUGUCAAUGCACGGUAUUGGCAUGGGAGGAGAGAGCAAAAGGUAGCAAAUAGCUUGAGGUACCCCUCCCUUGCUUCCAGGUACGAGGUGUUUGGAGAGAAAAGAGGGAGUGCCGUUAGCGCUGGCAUCAUAAAUAUUUACGGCCGCGGUAGUUCUUAUAAUGAAUUUGAGUUGUACUAUUUCUGCUAGGAUAUAGAUACAGUGGAACACCGUUAAUACACGGCCGCCAAUGGUUCAUGAAAUUACGGUCCGUUGAAUUAAAGGAAACAAACAAAAAAUAUUGACUACGCGUUUUCUUCAGGUUACAAAAAGAUGCUGUAUUAACGAGGUGGCUGUGUUAAAGGGCUAGUUGUAAGGCGAGGUUUCACUAUUACACAUAAAAGGAUGAGAGUUUUUGAGAGAGUGUUAAACGCAUCCAUUGCCACCGAAAAAAAAGAAUGGUAAAGUUCUGUUGCAUUUUUCUCGAUGCAGAUCAUUGCUUUGUAGUAUAGGAAUUGUAUUUUCACGAGGCCUGCAGAUCUAGCUGGUAUGAGAUCAGAAGUAGCCAUAGUCGCAUGCAGGCUAUGAGAGCUCGAGAUUGUCAAACUGUGAUUCCAAUGUAUGUAAUGAAUUAUUCAGAGCGACCCAUUUCUGUCUUUGAGAUCCUAAUGCAGCGUUGCGAUUGCUUCUUAUAACACUUGUAACGCUACUGACAAGGGAUUUAGUUGUUACUGCUAGAACACAAAAAGAUUUAGACCUGGUACUGGCCAGCAGUAUUUCCUCUGUUAUCAGCGAACUACCCGGGUUACUCAGUUGCUUGCGGCUGUUAGUGACUGAAUAGCAGCUGAGCUAGUUUUUACGCGAUCAUUUUGAAGGUAGAUCACACGCGGCCUACCUUACGGAGGAUAGAGAGUUUUAGCAAUGACCACGGCGACGCCGAGGACGACGCCUUGUACAAAAGC